Messenger RNA from Falco peregrinus (peregrine falcon), 6284 nucleotides. RefSeq names its product aryl hydrocarbon receptor repressor (gene AHRR). Lineage: Eukaryota; Metazoa; Chordata; Aves; Falconiformes; Falconidae. The transcript is spliced from 10 exons. The record is from RefSeq and is a predicted model, not a curated record. Gene Ontology annotation, cellular component: aryl hydrocarbon receptor complex; nucleus. The coding region runs from base 3008 to 5059 and encodes 683 amino acids. Gene Ontology annotation, biological process: regulation of transcription by RNA polymerase II. Gene Ontology annotation, molecular function: nuclear receptor activity; protein dimerization activity; transcription cis-regulatory region binding.
CGAGGUGGCCCCACCAGCUCCGUGCAAAGGCUGGGGGGAGAGGAGGGCUGCUGGGCGGUGGCAUCUCUUUGAUGCCCCUCUUGCAUGGGGAAAAAAUGGAUGAGGCUUGCUGGGGAAGGGGAAAAGUGGUUCGGAAAAAAAAGAGGGGACGGGAUCUGGAAAGCAAACAGUUUGGUUCAUACCUUAAAUAAAUGUCAUGCUGUACUUGAGAAACUUCAAAGGGCAGUCAGAUUUCAAAGCAUCUCUUAAGAAGAAGCAGACUGAGAAAACCGCUAAGUUGGGAAGAAAAAGUUUGCAUUAUUGCUAGCAUAAUUUCAUCUGGCGUUCUGGUAGCCUCCGCGACGGGACUGAGCACCAUACAUCUUUUAUCCAGAGGGUGUGUUUUGGUGCUGAUUUCUUCUUUCCCAAAGCGUUUGUGCAACCUGUAUGUUGUGGCAUUUCAAAAUGCAAGCACCCCUUUCAUAUUGUUUGGCAACGCAUGAUAACUGUUCUUUACGGUUUAUAUUGUUUAAUUUCAGUGUGUAUCUAAUGAGCCCUUAUUGUCACUCGAUGUUCUUUGUAAUGCAGCAAGAGGAAACAGAUCGUUUCAUUUCAUGACUGUAGGUUUGUUAAGCAGAAUUGCUCACACCAAGUGUUUCCUAGUUCUGUUGUUUUGUUUUCUAAGCAUUCACGGUAACACGCAUAGCUGCUUCUUCCUGCAGCUAGAAGAUCCAGGAAGAAAGACCCCGUCUUCACUUCCUUUCAAGUACGUAGUUACCAAAAGUAAGAUUUGUAUGCAUAAAGCAGUAUCUCUGAACCUGCCAGCUAGAUUUGGGUAUUUUCCUCUGCUCAUUUUAAGAAACAAUUUAUCCCCUGAGCAUCACUGGAGAGAAGGGAUCUCACAGGUACUCCUUGUAAAAAAGCUUGACACUGAUACGCCUGCAUCAUACCAAGUCUGAAGAAGACAGUACUGUCCCCUCCUUACAUCUCAAAUGAACCCAGGCAAGGUGUUCAGAUAAGAAAUUACAUCCCUUCACUGCUGUUUUCUCACCUGUACUGCUGUUGCUUGGUGCAGGUGGCCUGAGCAGUGCAAGGCCCCUGGGCCAGCGGGCAUAAGGUUUGACCAUGCUUUAGUUUGUUACAGAGCUUAGCUUGGCAGGUAGUUUUGCUGAUUAUUUUCUGAAGAAGGAAGGGUGUGCUUGUGCGGGAAGAGGUACAGAAACACUCAGGAGAAUGUAAUCCCAUGAAUUUAAAAAGUACGCUUUUAUGAGUCCUGAAAUUUCCAUCUCUCCGAACUAAGGAGUAUUCUGCAAUGAAUAAAUGUUCUGUUAUUUCUGGGGGGAAGGGAAUGGCUGGUUUCGUAAUGCUUCUAUAGUCUUUAAAGUGUCAGGCAGCUUUCCUCUUCUUUACCAUAUUCCAGUUUUUGUUUUCAAGCCAAGGGGUUUGCAAAUGCAGAUAGUGAUGCUUGUAUCAGACUGGAGGCUCAAGAGAUCUCAGAUUUUUACAAUGUUCUGGGGAGAAACAGUGCAGCUGUGAAAGGCUCAGCAGCACUGCCAGAGACAGUCCCAUACUCCUUAAGCCAAACUUAUCAUCCCUUUUGUGGACUUCUUUUUGUCCAUUCAUUAACUGUCAAUUCUAACGGUAUAUUAGUUUUUGGUUUCCACUCCUUUCAGUGCUUUCAGAUCAGAAAUUGGAACAACGUCCUCAGAUCUUUGACCUUUCCUUCAGGAAAUUGUGUUAGCCAUUUUUCUUCAUUUUUUCUCCCUCCUCUCCCUCCUCCUAACCCCCUCCCCCCGCGCCCUGUAUAUUUCCACAGUGUUGUCCUUCUAUAGGACCCAGCAUUUCCAAACAUGUGAGCUUUUAAUGUUGUCUGGGAUUGCACCAUGCUCACUAGAUUGCAUGACCUUGCAAAACUGUCAGCCCUGGUACAUGUAUAUCUUUAUUUAUCACCCUAUGGUAUCAAUACGCUCAUUCAUCUUCUUUGGCAGAACAGCUCCAUCUUCUGUUUUAUUUUGUGUUCUGGAAGUGCAGGCUAGAUAAGCUGUGCUCAGAAAAAAGUCUCUGCUGUUCCUGAUUCCCACCUCUUCACUUUGCCAGUUUUGAACCUAGCAGUAGGUGAGUGCUCUACGCUGAAUUGCUGACAGUCUCGUCUAAAGAGUUGCCUCUCCCAGAGAACGCAGUCCAAAGCUCCGUAAAGAUAAAACUUUCCAUUUUUUUACAGCCAGCAGAAUCCACCAGUCUGCCUGCAAUAUCAGCUUUUUUCUUGCCCCAUUCUUGAUGUAUGGGAACUCUAGCAGCCAGUUUUCCCCUCAGGUCCUGGAGCCAUCCUUUGCUGUUUGUUAUUUUUUAGCCUUGCACAGUUGCUCCUCCCUGCCUGCUAGAAACAGUACUCCUGCAUUCUCCAAUCUUUCAUUUGUUUUUGUCAUCGCAGGCUUCACCGUUGCUCCAGAGGGCCACCAUUUUAUAUAAUGUCCAAGCUUGAUCACAGCUGUACUGGCAUCAGGCCCUUUGCUACCAAGCCACCCAUCAUAACUUUGCUGACUUUCCUUCAGUUCUCCCUCGUGAUUCCUGGUGGUGACAGGGGCGUUGUUAGGCUGCUCUGUUUUCUUUUCUCUAUUUUUCUGCCUGGUUAGAUAACAUCUUGCAGUUUUCCCUCCUCAUCCUGUCAUGUCUUGCUUUUCCUCCUCCUCAUUAAUUUGGGGGUUCUGUGUAGUUUUCUGCCUGUCUUGCUCUGCUUUCUCCAGGUGACAGGCUAUUUCCCGGUACAGUAUCUCUUCGGAGCUCUCACUGCAGUACCAGCCAAGCCCUGGGUGGAUUAAUCCAGUAUUUCCAGUGCAGGGAGGCAGAACAGGAGUGAACAGCCAGCAACAGCUCCGCUGCCUCAGGUGCGAGGAACAAACAUCCCUCUCUGAGGAGCCUCUUGGCGCCAAGGGUGUCCUUCGUCUUUGAUGGUGCAAUGGGUCUCCUCGCAGUCCGGGCCAGCGGGUAGGCCAUUCAAGAAAAGCACUUUAAGAAGCAAGUUGGCCAAAUGAUAAAAGAAGACAAUAUAUCUAACAAGACCGCUGUACAAGAAGGUGGACUUCUACUAGAAUCACUGAACGGUUUUGCAUUGGUGGUGAGUGCAGAUGGAAUGAUAUUUUAUGCAUCAUCGACGAUUGUGGACUAUCUAGGGUUUCAUCAGACUGAUGUAAUGCACCAAAACAUAUAUGAUUACAUUCACGUGGAUGAUCGCCAGGAUUUCUGUAGACAACUGCACUGGGCCAUGAAUCCUCCCCAGAUGUUGUCUGGACAGCAACUACAGACAGAAACAGGAGAAGAAUAUAUUCUCAGUAAAUUGUUUAAAGCACAGGAGAACGACAGCAUGACAACAGAUUAUUCUCCCUUCUUAACUCGCUGUUUCAUCUGUCGAGUUCGCUGCUUGUUGGACAGUACUUCUGGCUUCCUUACAAUGCAGUUCCAAGGCAAACUAAAGUUUCUUUUUGGACAAAGGAAGAAAUCCUCAUCAGGAACAGUACUGCCACCUCAGCUGUCCUUAUUCUGUAUAGUGGUACCACUUCUGCUCCCUUCUGUGACAGAGAUGAAGAUGAAAAGUCUGCUUGUGAAAGCAAAACACAAAGCUGAUGAUGCAGCAGCCGUGAAUACAAACUCCAGUGCCAAAGGUAAUUCAGGGCUGUGUGAAGCAGCAGAAAUGUAUGGAAGAAACAGUCAUCAUGAAGGUGCCGCUUUCACUAAUGUGUUACAGAUUGCUGAGAACCAAAUCAAAGCAAAGAAUAAUGGAGAAAAUGGCAUUUCACUAGUCAAAGUACAAACAAAUGAAGAUCACUGGGUCUGGGUUCAAGCUAACACUCAACUUCUGUAUCGAAAUGGUUGUUCAGAAUAUGUCCUUGCCCAACAGCAAAUGUUAAAGGAAGAAGAUGAACAACUGAAGAUACUAAGCGGUUUUGCCAGUUUGAAAGGGAACCUGGAAGGACUUCCCUAUAACAGUGCCAUUGAAACUCUGGGCCAGUGGAAACACCUUAACUGGACAGCAGUAAAAAACGAACAAGAUAAUGUAAAAGUGAAGUUUGAGCCUCAUACAAACAGUGAGUGUUUUAUGCAAGAGGAACCUCUCAGUUCCAACACAUCAGUUUCAGGUGUUCAAAACAACUGCACCACAAACAGUAGCUGGACUUUAAGAAACUCAAGCUCUUGUUCUAUGAGCCAGCGAAUGAGCACGUGUUCAAACAGGAGAGCUGGAUCAUUCUACAACAGAGACCAAAGUUUCUUAAAUUUAGCAUCAACUUGCCCUUCCCACUGGGGGAGCACAGAAAACUGCCAGUCUUACUCGAGUGUGCAACAGCGUUGUGUGGAGAACUAUGCAACGGACCAUCCGAAAUCGCAGAGACCAUUGAUAUCCUCAGAGUCUGCCUAUGACGCAGCCUUUCCCUUAGAGAUGCCUAUCAAAACAGAAUACGAUUCUGACUCGGAAAACAUUGCCCAUAACUACCUGAUGUCGCAAAACCGAGCCUGGCUGGAUGAGAAUGGCUCGGUGAGAAAGCAGGUGUUUAGCUACCCCAGUAGAGUGCACCUCAAAACAGAACCGGACCUCUGUGAGCCAGCCUCACCUUGUCAGAAGCCAAGGCACUGCCUCUACACGCCACAUAACUGGCAAUGCAUCGUAGCAAAUCACCCCAGCAACCUAAACCAGAACAGAUCUUGCAAGGGUUCACAUAGCAAGGAGGUGGCCCCGUUUUGCCCUCAGAACUCAUCUGCGUGUUCGGAAAGCAUGCCCAGCCUGCCGCACACAGCAUGCUACGGCCACUUCUACAGCCCCAGCCCAGGGGAGGAGAAAGAGCACAAUAAUGAAGUGUUCAAAAUGCCGUGCGAAUUUAAAAUGCCCUGCUUGGUUCAAGCAAUCAAGCGUGAGCCCCGGGAUUCUCCACCGUUGUCCAACAGUGGACAGAACAGAGUACACACGAGCUUCCCUGAAAAUACAUUAGCAGGCUUGGACUCACUGUCACACCCUUCUGAACGGGACUACCUGGACCUGGUUUCGCACUACCUUGCAUCUUCUCUCAUCACUUACAUUGAUGCAACAUGACUGUAAAGCACUGUUAUCCUCAUCUGGACAUGCUGGUGCCAUUUUGCAUGGUGUAAGCGGUUACACCAGGUGCAACUCUGUAGAGGACUGUGCCACUGAAUGCCUUGUCUGUGCUCAGAAAUAUCUCUUGGCAUGACUACAGUGGGAGAAAGAUACCAGCCAGAUUUCUCUCUUUAAUGCAGAAGCAGUUUAUAUUAACAACAGCAGUUCUCUACAUAUUUCUCCAUUACAGAAUAAAUGUUAUUUUGUCGACAUUAUCUACUCUAAGGCUUUACUGCUUUAUUUCAGUUGGGAUGAUUUUUCUUAUAUUUCCAACAAACCCAGACACAUUUUACACAUCUUAAUCGAUAUUAUACAGGUAGAUGAAGCUUCUGCAUGUAGGAGAAUUCAAUCUGAUAUCAGAGAUGUAACAGAUGCCUUCUAGAAGGAUGGAUGAACGUGUGACUCAGAAGUGAGUUGUCAUCUUCUGACUCCCUCCUGUGUAAAUGCAGUCAGGUUUGCUUCCUUAUCACUCCAUAAAGUGUGAACCCAAGAAAAACACACUUAUCCUGCAAAUCAUAUUUGAAUUUGGCCCACUUAAUUUGUGGCCAAGUUGUUAUUCCAGGUAUCACAUGAAAAAAUGUGGUAUCAGUGGAAUUCUUUCUAGUCUAAGUUAUUACACACAUUCAGCAAUUUCCUAAGAAGUGCUUAUUACAGACCAGCAGUUUAUCCUCUUUUUGGACAAUCACUAAGUACUGUUGAUAGUAAGCAAAGACCAGUUCCUUCUAAGUACUUGGUAUAUUGCACCAUUUGGAAAGAACAAAGGAAAUAAAUGCUAAAAGAACCAUGAAAGACAAAGCAGUUCUUUUAAAUGGUUACCUUUUCAUAGGGAUUGCUGUUGCUUUGGAUUAUUUUAAAAGCUAGCACUGAGAAGUAGUGUUUAAAAUAUUUUCAAUCACUGGUGUUUAGCUUUUAUCCUUAAUGAGCUGGUAUUUGUAUCCCUCAAGCACAACCCUAAAGUCUGUUUUAGGACCCUCCCAAUCCAUUUGUUGUAACAACAAUUAAAAAAAUCUUCCUGUAGAAGAAAUGCCUAGACAAACGCUCGCCUGAAAGGGACUUGGAGCAUUCAGACUGAAAGAAAUGCCUUUCUUUUUCCAUUGCUUGCGUCAAACACCUGACUGAUGAUAGCAUUCAAAUUUAUUCAGCCAUAAACUCUCCAGAGGUUGAGCCAGAAUAAACUCAUGAA